This is a messenger RNA of Medicago truncatula (barrel medic), 1777 nucleotides long. Its product is annotated as alpha-galactosidase 3. The transcript is spliced from 15 exons. Gene Ontology annotation, biological process: carbohydrate metabolic process. The record is from RefSeq and is a predicted model, not a curated record. The coding region runs from base 150 to 1451 and encodes 433 amino acids. Gene Ontology annotation, molecular function: hydrolase activity, hydrolyzing O-glycosyl compounds. NCBI's taxonomy places the organism in Eukaryota, Viridiplantae, Streptophyta, Magnoliopsida, Fabales, Fabaceae.
CCGGCAAGUCAUUGAGAAACAAGUUUGAAUACUUGUUGUCUUCCAUUGCAGACAGUUCCUAAGAUUCGAUUAUGUUUUGGAUUUAUAUCCUGUGACCGUGUUGCACUGCACUUUUCAUUUUACAUCGUUUUGAAACUGUUUUGUUACUAAUGGGGUUCCAGAAACACAACAAGAGUGUUUUGGUUCACUUGUUCAUUCUUUUCAUCUAUGUUUCCUCUGUUUUUGUGUCAGCAAGAGUUGUACAACCUCUCUUGCAAAAUUACGGAAAACCCAUUUUCAGAUCAAAUUUUCACUCUAUUUAUGAUACUUCAAACUAUGGUGUUUUUCACCUUAGUAAUGGUUUGGCUCUUACACCUCAGAUGGGAUGGAACAGCUGGAACUUCUUUGCAUGCAAUAUCAAUGAAACGGUUAUUAAGGAAACAGCUGAUGCACUGGUAUCAACUGGGUUGGCCAAGUUGGGUUAUGUGUACGUCAAUAUAGACGAUUGCUGGUCUUCUGUGACAAGAAAUUUAAAGGGUGACCUGGUCCCUGAUCGUAAGACAUUUCCAUCAGGAAUCAAAGCACUUGCCGAUUAUGUGCAUGGGAAGGGACUCAAGCUUGGCAUAUAUUCUGAUGCUGGGGCUUUUACAUGUCAAGUCCGACCAGGAUCAAUUUUCCACGAAAAUGAUGAUGCAGAUUUAUUUGCCUCUUGGGGCGUAGAUUAUUUGAAGUAUGACAAUUGUUACAAUCUGGGCAUCCCUCCAAAAAAACGAUAUCCACCUAUGCGCGAUGCCCUCAAUGAAACUGGUCGUAAAAUUUUCUAUUCAAUCUGUGAAUGGGGUGUUGACGAUCCUGCUUUAUGGGCAGGCACGGUUGGUAAUAGUUGGCGCACAACCGAUGACAUCAAUGAUACAUGGGCAAGCAUGACAACUAUUGCCGAUCUUAAUGAUCGGUGGGCUGCAUAUGCCGGUCCUGGAGGAUGGAAUGACCCAGAUAUGUUGGAAGUUGGCAAUGGUGGCAUGACUUACCAGGAAUACCGUGGUCACUUCAGCAUAUGGGCUUUAGCAAAGGCUCCUCUUUUGAUUGGCUGCGAUGUAAGAAAUAUGACCGCCGAAACAUUUGAAAUUUUAAGCAAUAAAGAAGUCAUUGCUAUAAAUCAAGACUCACUUGGAGUCCAAGGAAGGAAAGUUCAAGCUGCUGGAAUAGAUGGUUGUAGUCAGGUCUGGGCAGGUCCUUUAUCAGGAAAUCGUUUGACUGUUGCUCUUUGGAAUCGAUGCUCAAAAGUUGCGACUAUAACAGCAUCAUGGGAAGCACUUGGGCUUGAAUCUGGAAUUCAUGUUUCCGUGAGGGAUUUGUGGCAGCACAAGGUAUUAAAUGGCGAUGCAGUGUCAUCAUUCAGUGCUCGAGUUGAUUCUCAUGCUUGUGAACUGUACAUUUUCACUCCAUCUACAACAUCUUACUCUGCACUGUAGAUCUAAUUAACCCACCGAUGGGUUUUGGUCGAUCUGUAAAUCCAAAAUGAGCAUUGCAGGAUGUUCAUCAACUCAAUGAAUCUACGCUUGUUUAUUGUCGAUUCUUAAUUUUGUUUUCCAAAUCUUUUGUUGUUACUAGAAAUUAAGUCUUCCAUCUCAAAUAAAUUGUGUAGUGUAUAAGUGUGUCUACUCAUGAAUCAUGAUCACAUGAUUUAUGUCCAAAAUGUGGCCCUGGAUGGAUUUAUGGUGUUUUUAAAACGUAUAUGGUGUGAAGAUUAUGGUAAAACUAAAGAGAGAACAUGAUAAUUUAGAGUUUUUUAGCAUGA